AUGAAUUUCAUUCAUAUCCUCCUUUCUCUGCUGUUUGCCCACGUAGCAACAGCCCAAUCCGGGCAUGGCAUUGGCAACUCUCAUGGCCAUUCAGUCGACAAGCGCGGUGCGUUUGCACCAAGUGGUGAUGGUGUGUGCUAUACCUACACCAUUCAGCCGGGCGAUACCUGCGCCAAGCUUGCUGAGCGUUACAAGAUCACUACGAGCGAUAUCGAAACUUGGAAUACCGGGUCCUGGGGCUGGUCAGGCUGUGCAAAUGUGACGCAAGGCAAUUUUGUUUGUCUCAGCUCCGGUGCCCUUCCCAUGCCGGUUGCUCUCCCGCAAGCUACCUGUGGUCCCCAGGUUCCCGGGACAAGACGCCCUGGCAACUAUGCUGACCUGGCCUCUCUAAACCCAUGCCCCAAAGACCAAUGUUGUGCUAGGUCUGGUAAAUGUGGCACUGGCUCGGCCUUCUGCUAUAUCAACUGUCUCUCCAAUUGUGGAACGAAGUCUCAGCAAAAGAAUGUCACUACCAAAAGUGCUCCUUCAAAGACGACCACGUCGAAGACGAGUACUUUGAAGACCACUACUGCUCCAAAGCCGACUUCUUCAAAAACGACUACUUCGGAAAAGAAAGCGGAUAUGGUAACCUUGACCAGUAUAAAAUUGGUCCCACCACCAAGCAAAACCACGACCAGUGUCGCUCCGACUGCAACUUGGCAAAUGACAAUCUAUGAGGAUGAUAAAUGUGAAGGCGAUUACUUCUCUAUUCAAGGACACGAAGACCAGAAUACGGGCAAUUGCAUUAUUCUUGCCGAGGAUACCAACACCAAAAUCUCGGAUACAACCACUUCCUGUCGAUGGUGGUCUGACGGUGGUCUCGACUGGCACACCUGUGCCUCCAGUAAGGUCUCAAGCCCCAAUGUAUGGCUCUACUCGGGCAAGAAAUGUAGAGAUGAGGACUGGAUAGGAGAGACCUAUCCGCCUUUUAAGGGCUGUCAGAAUCAUAAGACUGGAUACUUGUCUCCUCGAAAUAAAGCCUGGGGUGCAUUGCAGUGUUUUGAGUACGUGUCUGAUGAUGUUUAUUGA
Penicillium mononematosum is the source of this 1068-nucleotide messenger RNA. RefSeq lists its product as uncharacterized. The record is from RefSeq and is a predicted model, not a curated record. The coding region runs from base 1 to 1068 and encodes 355 amino acids. Gene Ontology annotation, molecular function: chitin binding. NCBI's taxonomy places the organism in Eukaryota, Fungi, Ascomycota, Eurotiomycetes, Eurotiales, Aspergillaceae. The transcript is spliced from 3 exons.